Molecule: messenger RNA, 1909 nt
Organism: Impatiens glandulifera
Lineage: Eukaryota; Viridiplantae; Streptophyta; Magnoliopsida; Ericales; Balsaminaceae
Product: zinc finger protein ZAT4-like
Exons: 2
Coding region: 367-1794 (475 amino acids)
Molecular function (GO): DNA-binding transcription factor activity
Source: RefSeq, a predicted model, not a curated record
CAUGUACUUGUUCCUUUUUUCCGCUUCAUCUUCCCCACUAUUUCUUUCUCUCUCUCUCCUCUACGGCAGUUUUUCUUAUCACCCCAUUGCGGUUAUCUUGGAUUUGAGCUUCUUCGACGAUCAAUAUCUAUAUAAUAGAGGUGCAGAUUGAUUGGUUCUGCAAGAUCGAUCGUUGAGCUGAUUCUCCAAGCUGGGUUCGGUUUCUUUUCAGUUAAGUAACCGUCUUUAAUCUCUUCUCUUUUGGGUAUUCAUUGGUCCCCCACCAUUACUGGUCUGGUCUUCACUCCUGUGACCAGGGCGACUCUCUUUAUUAAGAAUAAUCUGGAUCAGGGUUUUUCGUUUUAUCGUAUAAAAUACCUAAACCUGAUGGAGGACAGCGGCGGGCAAGAGAAAUCUAUUGAAUUAGAAGCGGGGGGAAGUGGAUACGACGGGGAAUCGUUACGGAAUAUGAUGUCAUGUGAAACCUGCGGCAAAUCAUUUAGCUCACCAAAAGCUCUUGGAGGUCAUAUGAGAGUCCACGUGAAAGUUAAUAACAAUACCAAGAAGCUCAUGAAUCGGUCCCCUGUUGGACCCGGCAAUGCUGACGAAGAAUUGGAAACGAAACCGAUUUGUUUUGUUUGUGGGAAGAAUUUCCCAUCAAUGAAAUCUCUGUUCGGGCACAUGCGGUGCCAUCCGGAAAGACAAUAUCGAGGAAUUAAGCCCCCUGCUGAAAACAUGAACAUUAAGAUUAAGAAUACUAUGACAACUGAUCAUUCAUCUUCAUCUUCUUUUGAUGAAACUGGCUAUUCGGAUGAAAAGGUGCUUAUUAAUUGUAAUGUUGACCAACAUGAGUCUCAUGAUUUGAUCAUGUUGUCGGUUUUGCGUUGGCCAGUCACUGGGAAACGUGGUCGAAAAUUUCUCUCGAGCCCACAAACAACAACAAUGGAAGAAGAAGAAGAAGAAGAAGUGAAUGUUGAGGAUGAAAAUAAGCUUCUUGAAGCUGUUGAAGUUCUCUUGACGCUUGCCAAUAGCGAUCCAUUCUUGAUCUCUGAGGUAACCAACAGCAAUUCCUUAACAAUUAAUAAUACUAUCCAAUCGACAUCUGAUGAUCAUCAUGAAGAGAAAGAUGAUGUGGGUGGUUUCCAUGAAAAGUUAUUAGUAAGUAGCCCUGAAAUCGGUUCAAAGAGCUUCACCAAGGAAGAUGAUUAUCAGUCAGAGAUUAGAGUACCCAUUGAUCAAGAACAGGUGAUGAUUACCCAACAGAGAAAGAGAUUGUCGAAAAAGAAGAGGAAAUUGAUGGAGCUGGAUGAUAUUAAUGUCCCCCCAAUUACAUAUAAGCAACAUAUAAAUCAUGAUUCGAUGGAAAUAUUAAGAGCUGAUGAUCAUCAUCAAAAGUGCUUCAAGUGCAGCGAUUGUAAUAAGAUAUUCUCAACCCAUCAAGCAUUAGGUGGCCACAAAUCUGGCCACAACAAACACAUGAUCAAGAUUCAGAAUCAAACCAACUGCGACGAUCUGAUCACUAUGAACACCGGUGAUAAUAAUAAUAAAGAGUCAGGCGGCAAGAUACAGGUGGUACAGACUACUACGACAUCAACAAGCAGCAGCCCACAUCAAUGUAAAAGAUGCGGCAAGAUCUUUCCAACAGGUCAGGCACUUGGAGGUCAUAUGAGGAGCCAUUAUAUCGGAAAUCUGACUGAGGAAUUAUAUAAUUCCUCAACUGAAGCCAAUUUUCAUGGUCAGAUCGUCCGGAAAAUACAUGCUUUUGAUCUCAAUCAGCUCCCACCAAAUGAUGAUCAGGAGAACAUGAUCAAUUAGCUGCCAGGCCUUUGAUUCCUCCUCCUACAACAACUGGCUAUCUUGAUCAUCUCUUCAUCACAAAAUUUAUAUGGUUUUUGUCUAAUUCUUCAGCCGGUUGUUUUUUCUUCUGUAG